AUGGCUUCUACUCUACUCGUUGGAGAAAUGUUGGCUGUUGUAAUUGCAUUCGUUGUCAUGGCAGUUGCCGAAGUGGCGCCGAACCGCUGCCGAGUCACGUGCGGUUCCAUAACGUCGGCCAAUGGUGACGUCAUCAGUUUGCUACCAGUACCCGCAUCGAGUGUACCUGCUAUGAAUGUGUUGAGAAUGAACAUUCUUUCUGCAACAUUUGUAUGCUUUCUUCCAGGAGCUGAUACCACCCAUGCGAUCUCAGCAUCUCCAACCCAAACCCCAUCAACUCCAACGACUGUGCCAUCUCCAACAUUUUUGACUUCAUCAACUUCAUCAAAAUCAGCUACUACAAAUCCAUCAACCUCAUCAAAACUUACGAGCCUUUCUUCAUCAAGUACAACAACCCAAUCAUCUCAAACAACCACAUCCAUCUCGACAACGCCGUCAACACCAUCAUCAACACCAACUACAUCAACACCAGCACCAAUAUUAACCAUGUCAACAUUAACAUCAACAGCCGCAACUCUUACUUCAUCAACUACAACAACACAACCAACCGUUACAACAAACCCUUCGGCGCUUUCAUCAACUACAUCAAUCGCAUCAUCUCCAACGACGUCUUCAACAGCUUUAGGAACACCAACAACCUUAUCAACUAUAUCGACAUCAACAAAUCCAUUAACACCCACAACUCCGAUGAAGUCUUGCACCGAAUUCUGGUCGUACUAUGAGGGGUGGUGUUAUGGCUAUUUCCGGGAUCCAGUCAACUUUGGCAGCGCCUUGACGGCGUGUCGGACGAUUGCGGGUUUGGAAGCCGAUUUGGUAUCGAUACACAGUGACGCUGAAAAUGCGUUCGUCUAUGACUUAUGGGUGACCUUGGAGGAAUAUAUUGGUGAAUUGUUAUGGACUGGAUACCAUCAACCGACGAAUGGGGCUUCGGAACCCUUCGUUUGGACUGACGGGACACCGGAUGAUUACGCCUCGUGGGAACCAACGCAGCCCGACGAUUUUGGGGGAAACGAAAACUGCGUGUCUUUCUGGCGACGGAGCCCCGCAGAUGACGCGGUGAAGCCUUGGAACGACGUGCCGUGUGAUACCGUCACUGCCCCCUUCGUCUGCAAGGCAGCUAUCUAAAGAAUUAUUUUGGAUUUUUUAAUCUGUAAUUUGCCUACCAUCCCCAGCAAGUGUAGCCAAAGUAGUUUAGUGGAACAGCCGAUGGCACAGGGACUGAAGCUUUUGGUUCCACUAUUUAAAGCUUUUCAGGUAGACCUACAUGAAAGUCAGAUAUUGAGAUUUCACCGGAGAUAGCAUAGGGCCUACAAAUGUCUGAAACCAGACUUUUUGAGAAACAACAGAAUUCCUUGUAAUGUAGCUGCAGUUAGCAUUGUCGCUUUUGGAGUACUUCACCCGAACUGUCUUUCCAAGUGAACAGCAGUCCUUACUCGGUUUGAUAAGGAUAGUUGAAAUAAGAUGAGUAGACUGUAUAAGGCAAGGCGAGUUUAUAAAUAUCUAUCACAAAAUGUAUAUUGGUGAAAUAAUUACACUGUUUUAUGAGUAGUCGUUGACGUAAGCAUUAAGUAAUACCCUAAAGGUGAAAAAUAAUAACUGAAUAACGGUUCUGGCAAUCAUUUUGCUUAUCAGGCAUAGUGAAUGAUCGGUGUGAAUUAAGGAUACAAGAUUGUAUAUACA
Molecule: messenger RNA, 1680 nt
Organism: Lytechinus pictus (painted urchin)
Lineage: Eukaryota; Metazoa; Echinodermata; Echinoidea; Temnopleuroida; Toxopneustidae
Exons: 4
Coding region: 1-1125 (374 amino acids)
Molecular function (GO): signaling receptor activity
Source: RefSeq, a predicted model, not a curated record